AUCAUGUUUUUUUCUCUCCAACCCAAGCAGAGUAAGUGUAUCCAAAUACAGAGGAAGAACAUGCUUGGAAUUCCAUUACCAACAACUACUCACUAAUUCUUAAUUUCUUCCUUGAAAAAUGAUUAGUACAAGCAUUAACCCAGACAUUCAUCCCAGGAUUAUCUUAUGCUCAUCUUUCUCAAGAACUCAUAGUACUAAUACUACAUCAUCAUCAUCAUCAAUGUUAUCUUCAUCUUCAUCAUUUCUUUCUGGAAAGCUGCUUUCGUUCUCUCCACUCAGAAAAAAACUCCUCUACUCCAUUAAUCAUCAUCAUGAACACAUCUCUGCUGCUCUUCAUAAUAAUAUAUUCCGAUUGGAGAAGAUGAAAUGUUUAGUUUCAACCAGUCAUCGUGGAGAUUUCUCUCAGGACUUUGUAGUCAACGAGGAUAAUGGAAGUACCAAUAUACCAUUGACGUGGACACCUGCAUGUGCCGCAAUAUCAUGGUUGGGUUCUGCAGAAGCAGCACACUCCAGUGAAGAGAUGAGAUUCAACUCAGUGUACGAGGUUGGGGAGCUAUUUGAAUUGGGAAUUCAGUUAUCGUACUUGCUAUUACUAUUAGGUUUACUUGGGGCUGGUACGUUCUUUGUGAUUCGUCAAGUCAUUGUUCGUAGAGAGCUGGAUCUUUCCGCCAAAGAAUUGCAGGAGCAAAUACGAAGUGGUGAUGCUAGUGCUACUGAGCUCUUUGAACUUGGUGCAGUGAUGUUGAGAAGGAAGUUCUACCCAGCUGCAAUAAAAUAUUUGCAACAAGCAAUCUCGAAAUGGGAUGGAGACGAUCAGGAUCUUGCACAGGUUCACAAUGCCCUUGGUGUUAGCUACAUCCGUGAUGAAAAGCUCGAGAAGGGAAUCAAUCAGUUUGAGACUGCUGUAAGGAUACAACCUGGUUAUGUUACAGCAUGGAACAACCUGGGUGAUGCAUACGAGAAGAAGAAAGACUUGAAAGCUGCUCUUAAGGCUUUUGAAGAAGUUUUACUUUUCGAUCCUAACAACAAGCUGGCACGGCCUAGGAGAGAUGCUUUGAAGGAACGCGUGCAAAUGUACAAGGGAAUUCCAAUGAAAUCAUCCAAAAAGAAGUAAAUAUUGUCUCGCACUCUCAAGUGUACGAUUGUGUCCAUCAAUCAUAAUGUAGCACGUCUGUUUUACUCUGCAUUUGGGAGAAUUCAUCUAGGCACCAUUCUUGUGGAUGAUGCAGCUCUACCUCACAACCGAAACCUGCAAUCUGAAGCUACAAGUUUUUUUUUCCUUUUCUCGGGUCGGCUGUGUGUGUUUUUCAUUCUAUCAGAAAACAAUAAUUAUUGUCGGGUAAUUCCGACCGGCACAGAAUAAAAUAUGUUGGUUUUCUGAUUUUGGGAUACUUUUCGAUAAACAGUCA
Messenger RNA from Papaver somniferum (opium poppy), 1409 nucleotides. RefSeq names its product tetratricopeptide repeat domain-containing protein PYG7, chloroplastic-like. Gene Ontology annotation, molecular function: protein binding. The transcript is spliced from 6 exons. The record is from RefSeq and is a predicted model, not a curated record. The coding region runs from base 119 to 1114 and encodes 331 amino acids. Lineage: Eukaryota; Viridiplantae; Streptophyta; Magnoliopsida; Ranunculales; Papaveraceae.